AUGAGGAAGAUCACCGUCUCCCCAAAUAAAAGAGUGGUUGCUGGCCACCUUCUGGCGCUGGGGUGUGGAGUCCCUCUGUUCUUCCUGGCCGGCGGAGGUGGCGAGGAGGAGGAGCAGUGGGGCGCCAAAAAUCCAGAAGCUUUGGCACCUUUGGCCGGCCAUGGUGGUGAGGAGAGGCGAAGCAGGCCCUGGGUGACCCUGGCGUUCAGCGGUGGUCUCUGGCCUCCUGAUCCACUUUCUCUCUCCCCAAAACCACCCACUUCUGCGUCGCCCUCCUCCCCAACCAGCAUAUCUCUGCAGAACCCCCACCCGGCGAGCAAGGGCGGACCCCUGGUGCUCGUGUCCCCCGCCUCCACGCUCGUAGAUCUGCAGGCCGCACUCGCGGGAGCCAAGUUGCAGCAGGCACCAGCACCCUCUUCCUCUCUCCCGCCCGCAGACCCGAGCCCCGCUCCUCUCGUUCGCCUCGACGCCCACCUCUCUGCCCCGCGCCGUCCUCGUCCUGCAGCCGCCGUCGCGCAACGCUCGCCUGGCCGCCGCCGCCUUGGGUUCCGCCUGCAGCACCGUCUCUCCCCGUCGCGUGCCAGCCGAGCUGCCGUGGCGCGCCUCCCUGUACCCUGCUCCUCGCCGUCGGCCUCCUCCAAUCUUGACCCCGACACCGCAUUCCUGGCCUCCUCCACCGCGACGUGCUGCUCGUCUUCAACCCCGCAGCCGCGGCCGUUCCUGCGCUCAACUGUGCGAGCCGGCCACCGCGUUGUCGCGCCCAGCAGCGCCUUCAACACGGGCCACGGUGUGUUCCCCGCCGACACGCCGCAGACCAGCCCGCCGCUCCCCCAGCGAUCGUCGCAUGCGCCUCACCGCGUGCGCCUCGACGCGUCCCUCUUCCUCACGCUCUCCAAGUACGCCAAGGACGCCCGCAAGUUCCCCGCGGCGUGA
Messenger RNA from Lolium perenne, 933 nucleotides. The record is from RefSeq and is a predicted model, not a curated record. Lineage: Eukaryota; Viridiplantae; Streptophyta; Magnoliopsida; Poales; Poaceae.